Messenger RNA from Thermothelomyces thermophilus ATCC 42464, 3290 nucleotides. RefSeq lists its product as uncharacterized. Gene Ontology annotation, molecular function: ATP hydrolysis activity; ATP binding; ABC-type transporter activity. The transcript is spliced from 2 exons. Gene Ontology annotation, cellular component: peroxisomal membrane. Lineage: Eukaryota; Fungi; Ascomycota; Sordariomycetes; Sordariales; Chaetomiaceae. The coding region runs from base 379 to 3084 and encodes 901 amino acids. The record is from RefSeq and is a predicted model, not a curated record. Gene Ontology annotation, biological process: peroxisome organization; long-chain fatty acid import into peroxisome; very long-chain fatty acid catabolic process.
GACAAAUCUGUUUCUCCUGCCGGUGUGCACGGCUCGGAUUUCAUACACCAAGACACAUUUGCUUGGACCUUCAUCAACGAACCACAUUGACCUACAUUCCUACGAGAAGCACCAGCUCUUAACUCGAGGAUUGCGACCCAGGGCCCGCUGACCUCGAUCAAUUGCGACUCCGCAAGAAAGCAUCGAGUCGGCUACCAGAAACAGCCCUAAAAAGACUCGCUCGUCCCGAGGGGUCGUAUCGCACACGGGGAUUCCACCGCAUCAUCUGCAUCGCGAAGCGCUCGCUGAUGGACCAGUGCGUUUGAUCCCGAAACGCGGGAUUCGAACAGGAACGUUUCGGCGCCACCGUGACGGCCGCGCUACCUCGCGGCGGUGAACAUGGCGGCCCAAUCGACACUACGACAGUCGGUCGCCGAGGAGGCCAUCGCUGCUUUUAUCGACAAGUACACCGAACUCAUCCGUUCCAAGCUCCGUAAGACCUCCCGAACGACCCGCCUCCUUGCCACGCUCGCCCUCGUCACGUCCAUCAUCCUCGCCGGUGAAGGUGCCCGCCGUCGGUGGAAACGCAAGCGCGAUGAGAGAGAACAGGGUAGAAAGUUGGUGCGCACCAACUCGUGGCUCCAUAACAAGGAUGGCUCCCGCACCAUCUACGUCCCGUACCGAAAUCGCGACCGCCCAGCUAAGGUGGUCAUCCACACGACCAAGCCUCUAACCUUCCAGGCACACCGGCGCCUGUUUUUGAAUCCGCCUAGAGUGUCCGGUUUGGGUGAUGGAACAGUCCCUUCGGCCCAGACCAAGCCCGGCCUGAACCUGGCCUUCCUCCAUCAGUUCCUUAGCCUGAUGAGUAUCAUGAUCCCGCACUGGAACAGCAAGGAGGCUGGCCUGCUGUUGAGCCACAGCGCUUUCCUGAUGCUGCGCACCUACAUGUCUCUGGUCGUCGCCCGCUUGGACGGCGAGAUCGUGCGCGACCUCGUGGCGGGUAACGGCAAGUCCUUCUUGUGGGGUCUGGUCAAGUGGUGCGGUCUCGGCGGCUUCGCCUCUUACACCAACGCCAUGAUCAAAUUCCUCGAGUGCAAGGUGUCGAUCGCUUUCCGUACCCGGCUGACUCGGUAUAUCCACGAUCUGUAUCUGAAUGACAACCUCAACUACUACAAGGUCCACAACCUGGACGGCGGCCUGGGAUCGGGGGCGGACCAAUUUAUCACUCAGGACCUCACGCAGUUCUGCGCAGCCGCAGCGAGCCUCUACUCCUCGCUGGGGAAGCCAUUUGUUGAUAUCUGCGUCUUUAACUACCAGCUCUACCGUUCGCUUGGCCCGCUUGCCGCGCUGGGCCUGAUGAGCAACUACUUCAUAACCGCCAGCAUCCUUCGGAAGAUGUCCCCGCCGUUCGCCAGGCUCAAAGCCGUCGAGGGUAGAAAAGAAGGCGACUUUCGCAGCCUGCACGCUCGCCUGAUUGCUAAUGCCGAAGAAAUCGCCUUCUACGGCGGGGCCGAGACGGAGAAGACAUUUCUCGACAAGGAGUUCAAGUCGCUCUCCAAAUGGAUGAAUGACGUUUACCACCUCAAGAUCAGGUACAACAUGCUGGAGGACUUCAUCCUCAAGUACAGCUGGAGCGCCUACGGCUACAUCUUGUCGUCGCUGCCCGUCUUCCUCCCCGCCUGGGGCGGUCUCGGCGGCAAGUCGGAGCAAGCCGAGCACGCCGUCCAAGGCGGCCGUGAACGGACGCGCAUGAAGGACUUCAUCACCAACAAGCGGUUGAUGUUGUCACUCGCCGACGCUGGCGGCCGUAUGAUGUACUCGUUGAAGGAUCUCUCGGAGCUCGCCGGUUACACCAGCCGCGUGUACACGCUCAUUUCGACCCUUCACAGGGUUCACGCGGGCGCGUACCACGCCAAGGCCAGGGAUAACGAACUGUUCUCCCUCUCGGACGUCCAGGGCACCACGCAACUAGGGUUUGACGGGGUGCGCUUGGAGAAUGUCCCGAUCGUCGCCCCUGCGCUGUGGCCCCAGGGCGGCGAGGAGUUGAUCGAGUCGCUGUCGAUGAUUGUUCGUCGCGGCGACCACCUGCUCAUCUCGGGCCCCAACGGUGUCGGCAAGAGCGCCAUUGCCCGGGUCAUAGCAGGACUGUGGCCCGUCUACCGCGGCUUGGUCAGCCGCCCCAAGGCCACCGGCGAGGAUGGAAUCAUGUUCCUUCCCCAGCGGCCGUACCUCAGCAUCGGCACCCUCCGCGAUCAGGUCAUCUACCCGGACGGCGAGGCCGACAUGCGCGAGAAGCGGAAGAACGACUCGUACCUGCAGUACGUACUCGAACUUGCCCGCCUGGGAUACCUGCCGGAGCGCGAGGGCGGGUGGAACACCCGCAAGGAGUGGAAGGACGUGUUGAGCGGCGGUGAGAAGCAGCGUCUGGCCAUCGCCAGGCUGCUCUACCACGAACCCAAGUACGCCUUUAUCGACGAGGGCACGAGCGCCGUGUCGAGCGAUGUCGAGGGGCUGCUGUAUCAGACCUGCAAAGAGAAGGGAAUUACCCUCAUUACCAUCUCGACGCGCGCCUCUCUCAAGAAGUACCAUACCUUCAACCUGGUACUCGGCCAGGGCGAGGACGGCGACCGCUGGGAGCUGCAGCGCAUCGGCACGGAGACGGAGAAGAUGCACGCUAGGCGCGAGCUCGAGGAGCUGCGCGAGAAGCUGGCGCAGGUUGACAAGUGGAGGGCGCGCCACGCCGAGAUUGAGCGCGAGCUCGCCAAGGUUUGGGUCGAGGGCGGCGAGGAGCUCGCUGCCGAAGGCGGUCAGGAGGGCGAGGGUGAGGGGAAGGCUAAAGUUGCGGCUGAUGCCGGUGCUAAUGUUGGGACCGAGGGUAACGCUGGGGAAGUCGAUGGUGAGGAGACGCCGGGCAAGGGCCAAGAGGAGGAGGUGGUGGUUGGCGUGGAGCAACCCGAGACGGAGACGGAGGCCGACUACCAGGAGGCGCAGGAGGAGAUGGAGGAUGAGACGGAGACGGAGACAGAAGUGGAAACUGCGACGCAAAAACACGGCGGGGCCGAGGAGGGCAGCAGCGCCGGCGAAGGGUCGGGUGUUGUUGUAUAAUGUCGUCUGGUUCUUUUAUCCCUGACUUGAGGGGGUGGCUAGCGUGGUUACAUAUCCGGGGUAUCGGGAAGGCGGCAUGUAGUCGUAUAUACAGCGUCUUGUGUGCAUUGUUUAUCAUCAUGCCACUGUGGGCUGUCCAGUUGGCUUGAUACACGAGCGGUCCCAGAUGAAGAACAGAGCUUCGUGGAGUUUUGUUCCGACCCGAG